AUGUCUGCAAGAAGCCGCCUCUUCUACGAUGCCAACAACCCUGUCAUGCUCUGCCCCGAGGAAAUCGUGCGGCUGACGCUGUCGGACGUGCAAGCCGCGAGCGACCAGAUCGACCAAAACAUGGUCCUGCUGCUGCAACGCAUCGAGGAGAACUUUGACAAGUGCAACCAGGUCGUCAUCGGGCGCAUUCUCCCCGCCGUCCAACAACAUGGCGAAAACAGUCGUCGCAUCUACGAGUCCGUGAAGGUGAGCCGUCCUUUCCCGGCGACGCGUCGGUUGGGUCUGUAGAGCACCGCCAGCUCGCAUAGUUGACCGCGUAUCGAUCAUCUCGCACGACAGUUUUGGCGCCCCUUCUUCGAAAACGCGGCGAGGAUUAAGCUCACCGAUCCCUUCCUGUACGACGACGAAUCGGCGAGCCAAGACGAUAGUCUGUCGCAACGAGCGGCGGAUCAGUCGCUUUCCUUCGACGAAGGCGCCUCGGCAGUCUCGGCCGAGUCGUCGAAUCAUGCUACGCCCCGAGCACCUCAAGCUACGACCUCCACGGCGAAAGCCUCGGCGCCAGCUCAUCUCAAGAAGGAAAAGGCCGUCCUCAGCGACGACAUGUCGCCAUUUCAGUCACUGCAGGCCGAUCUUCACAAAGUGCGACCGAGUACCACGACGAUCGGGGUUGAUCACCUCUCGAGCGGCGUCCAACGGGUGCGAUUAGGUGAUCUACCCCCCGACUCCCCCGAUGUGCCGACACCCGAGUGGGAAACGGCCACUGUGGGGUUCAAGACCGUGGCCGAGACGGUGCUGGAAGCGCCUUCCCCAUCCAUGUCGUCGAUUCAUUUUGAAACGACCUCACCGGAAACGCUGCGCAAGCUCAAACAACCUUUGCAUCACCACUCGGCGUCCCCGACUCCGGCCAACUCGACGGCCGCUUCACAAAACCACCCCGCUUUGUUGGAAAAGAUCUUGAGGAAGAACAUCGGCUCGCCUGGGCCGUCGUCGUCGACGCCCGGACGCGGCAAGGCACGCUUGGUGAGGCCGACGGACGUACCGCGCGACUGGGAUGGGUUGGUCGAUCUCUCCAACACCUCACUGGCUGCAUUCGCGUCUCCGAUCAAGCGGCAGGGCGACAUGGCCAACGAGUCUGGUUGGGAUGCACCCGUCGAUCGCGUCGCGGCGAGCAAGACCUCGUCCCCGGCACCUCUUGGCAACCGUUCCCUGGCUUCUCUGAACCUCUUGUCGCCGGCGCCGUCCCGAGUACCGGCAAAGCAAGCGGCGCAGCGGAUGACGAACACCGUCUACUCGGCCCUGCACGACUCCCCUCUAGAGCCACCUUUGAUCAUGAGAGAGUACACCGCUCGGCUUAUGAUGGGCGAGGACCUACCUGCGCCGAGCCCGAGUGAAGGAUCGCGUCGGGGCUUCGAAGAAGAAGCGCUCGAGGACGAGGGGGACAGUCUGGAUUUGUCCAAGCCGUUCGGAACGACUCGACUGGGUAAAGGGACCUUGCUCGCUGAAUUUGGAGGGGGUACGACUGCGCGGAUCGAUGAUUUACUCAACGAGACCAGUUUCGCGCGGAUCGUCGAUGAUGGCGAUGACUUUGGGACGCAGCGUGUCAGCAUUCAGGACGAUUCGUUCACGGAUGAUUUACCGACGAGUGGGCCUGUAGCAUCCCUAUCCAAAGCUGCACCACCCGCUGCGGCCCCCUUUGCGCUUCAUGGGCAACGUAGGGAUGCGUUCAAUGCUCCAGGACGAAGUGCGCCGAACGCCAACGCCAUUCAAGGCCUCGAUGGACGAGAAGACACCUUGUUCGGGAUGCGACCUGCUGCGGCGCCCGUAGCGGAUCAGUCCAUUGCCGACGAGGACGAUAGCUUCGCCGCGGGCUUGGGAGCGACCCAAAAUUUCCGCAUGCUUGGUCCGGACAACUUGGAUACGCUGCAUGGUGGUGUACUGCUUGAGAGCGAGCCGUUCGAGUCGAGUCCGCUCGCGAAUCGGGAUCGGAAUUAUUGA
This is a messenger RNA of Microbotryum saponariae, 1995 nucleotides long. The record is from the annotation of a GenBank genome assembly. Lineage: Eukaryota; Fungi; Basidiomycota; Microbotryomycetes; Microbotryales; Microbotryaceae.